UCUCAUUGUCAUGCGCUUUUCGGGGUCACACCUUCAGACUAUCAGACAGGGACUAGCGAACAAUCGUUUCAUUUUUCUAUUUACAAGUCACACGUCUCAGCGGCUCAGAGUCACUAAGAAAAAUACAGAAGGACCUUAAACGCAUCUCACCGUUACUUGGUUGGAACGUGGGAUAAAGUCGAAAAACUCUGCAGAAAGUUUUAUUAUUAAUAUUAUUAUUAUUAUUACUAUUAUUUUUAUUAUUAUUUUUACUUUUUAGGGAAAAAAAACAACAAUAUACCAGAGGGGAAUCGAAGUCGGGGCACCUGUCUCACAGCUGAGCGUCCAAGAGUCUCAUCCGCGGAUAAACACCUGCAAACAUGACAAGGAGGCCCUACGCAAUUUACGCGGUCGGUGUGGUCUGCGCCUCCCUGCUCGUCGUUGGCAUCAGCUUGUUUGUGGGUCAAGUUUUUCACACUUUAAUGGACAACCGCCUGAAGAAGGAGAUUGUUUUACUGGAGAGCAGCCGUGUGUUUGCGUCAUGGAAAAACCCUCCUCCUCCUGUCUACAUGGAGUAUUUCUUCUUCAAUGUCACCAAUGUUGAUGAGGUUGUUGCAGGGGGGAAGCCAGUGGUCACCCAGAUUGGACCCUACACAUACAGGGAGUACAGGUACAAGGACAAUGUAACCGUGUGGGAAAAUGACACAAUGGUGUCUGCGUACAACACGAAGAGCUUUGUGUUCCUGAGAGAGAAGUCCGUAGGUGACCCAGCUGUGGAUAACAUCACCACGGUCAACAUCCCGGCCUGGGCGGUAAUGAACAAGGUGAAAGGUAGUCUCUGGAGGUCCUCUCUUGUGUCCAUCUUCAUGAACUCUGCAAAGAGCGAGCUCUUCACGACUCGCACCGUGGACGAGUUGCUUUGGGGAUAUGUAGAUCCACUGCUGGAGCGUCUUGCCCCGACCACUCCAGAUGUGGAGAAGGAGUUUGGCCUCAUGUACAAGAAAAAUGGCAGUAAUGAUGGGGAAUUUGUCUUCCACACUGGAGUAGAGAACUAUUUGGAUUAUGGCCGGGUCAAAACAUGGAAAGGUCGAAGCCAGCUGACUUUCUGGACAAGCGAGGAAAGCAAUGUCAUCAAUGGAUCAGAUGGAGGUGCUUUCCACCCACUGCUACAGAAGGACGAGCGCCUAUACAUCUUCACUCCAGACCUGUGCAGAACGAUCUACAUGGAGUUUGAGAAGGACGUGGAGGUGAAAGGAAUCCCAGCCUACCGCUUCACUCCACCCCGCUCCGUUUUGGCCAGCAAGGAAGAAAACCCGGCCAACGAGGGUUUCUGCGUCACCCCGAAGGAAUGCCUGGGAACUGGACUCCUCAAAGUCAGCCCCUGUCGCAAAGGUGCCCCGGUCGUGGCCUCCUUUCCUCAUUUCUACCUGGGUGAGGGGAAAUAUGUGGCUGCCGUUGAAGGAAUGUCCCCUCAGAGGGAGCAUCAUCAAACGUUUCUCGAUCUGAACCCGACCACUGGAGUAAUUGUACGUGCAAGCAAAAGGGCGCAGGUUAAUAUAUUGAUCAACAGAGUCAGUGGAUUCCCGAAGACUAGAUACAUAAAUGACACAAUCUUUCCCGUGAUGUUCCUCAAUGAGAGCGUGGUGAUUGAUGAUGUCUCUGCAGCAAAAGUGCACAAGCUCCUGAUGAUCUCCACUAUGGUGUCCAACUUCCCACUCAUGAUCGUGGGUCUGGGCGGCAUCUUGCUCGUAGUCCUCAUCAUCCUCCUGGUCCGGGCCCGCAAACAGAAGAGUGAAGUUAAGCACAUUGUGUUUACCAAGGCUGCCUAUGCUACCUCCCACGAAGACGACACUUCUUAUUCUCCCGUCAAUGACAAUGAAAAAGACGAUCAGAACGGGACCUUCAUUGGCAUGACGCCUAAGGGCGACCCCCAAGCUUGAGGAGGAAGCGUGGGGUCGGCUGGCUGAGGAGAAGAGGAAGGGGACAUGGUUUUAGCCUCAAGUAUUUUCUACAGUGUUUAUAGGUAAACUCAAGGAGGACUUCCUCAAGUCCAGAUUAAGUGCCUGUUUCCUGAAGAAGUUUGAUGUCCUCUGUUAAACACCAGCCAGCUGCCAGUGGCUUCUUCUUGGUGACGUUAAAAGUUAUCGACGACAGCUUGCCGUUCUCCGACGAGAAGAGACGGAGAGGGCACUCUGUUGUGCUUCCGACAAAACAAACGCUUUUUAAAUGUGACAUGUGAGACAUGUGUGCCGUUAUUGUGAAUGCUGCGCUCACGAAUCUGCUCGGCAAACCCAAAUUCUCGUCUUGCUUUGAGCUCAAUGUGUUUAGAUAAUUAUGGGGUUAGCGUCUCUGAACAAGAGCAUAUUUUUAUAUUUCAGCCCAUUAGUCGUGGUUUUAACACACAGAUGUUGUACUAUGCUCCUCCAGAACGUCGGAUAUUUAAGCUCUUCUUUCUCUCAGACUUCACUUUCUCAUAUUUUCACCAUUUACUCACAAAAAUAUUAGUCCAUGGAAAGAGAACGGCAAAGAUGACGCUGAUGAGCUGAGACUGCCGCCACUUCCUUAAAGCUUUGAUCGUUUAUUUAGAAAAACACGCAGAUGUGUCGUUAAGAUCUUGCGCCUUUUUUUUUGUCUAAAUGAUUACCGUUUAAUCAACUUCUUAAUCAGGAUUUGAAUCCAAAGCUUGUUUGUGCACAGUAGGUGACAGUUCCUGAAAACGGCAUUUGUGCUUAAGUUGCCAUGGUAACAGUAAAGUCUUUGUGCUGUCAGACUAUCAACACUUUUCUGCUGCCUCGGGAUUCAGGUUGUAUAAAUCUCCAUAUGACGCCUAAUGCUCAGUACCUUCUUCAUAUAUAUAUAUAUAUAUUUUUUUAUCAGCCAAAUAUAUAAUAUCUUUAUAUGGUGGAUAUAAUGAUGAUUUUAUAAUAAAUAGUCCCUAUACUCACAGCAGCUGUCAUAAUUAUGCUAGGAAAGAGGUUAGGAGAGGCAACCAGAUGUUUUUUUUAAAGACUCCUGCCAGCAAAUCACCCGUUGUUAAGAUGUACAUUCACAUGGGAUUGAAAUGAUCCAUUGACUUCUGUCUUUGCUAAAAUAGGGUAGUAAAUUUGUGAGGGCAAGGGCGGAUCUACGGGGGGGUCUAGCUGCCCCCCCUGUUGCACCCCUAAUUUUGAUGUUCUUAAAAAGAUACUAAAACAAAUGACUAUUCUGCUCAAAAGCUCCCAAAUGCGUUGAAAUAAGGCACAAAUUCCAUGUUUUGUUGUUGAUAUUAACUAUAAAAGAUAUUUUUUUCUCUCUCAGGUCUAAAGUUAUAUUUUCACCUAUUUUCAUCAAGUCAAGUUAAAUUUAUCCAACCUGGAACCAACUGCCAAAGGCAGGUUGUUGGCGUAUCCCCUUCUAGUGAGUUGAUAAGUAAACACAAGAUCAUUAGAUGAAGCAUUUGUAUUUCGAGAUAUAUCGAUUCAAUAAUAUCUACUGUCCAUUAUCUAUCUAAAAUGGACGUGUAUGAAUCCUGUGGGUUUGCAGUUUAAGGAGUUUACAAUCAUGUAGUUUAAAUAAUGGCGUGGUGAACUUCAGUUCUGUUUCGUCCCUUCCUGACUGCCAGUGGAUGUAUUCUCGCACUCUGUGCAGGUCAAGUUUUAAUGUCAACAAGGUCACGUAUGUGACCUACCGGCCACUGUUGCGCUAUAAAUAGAGUGUGGUAGCCGACGUCGUGUCUCACCAGAUCUUCCUGUGCCACGAAGGGGCCGAGUGACCUGUGUCACUGGCAGUCAUCCAGGGACUAGUUACCUGCGUCACUUCCAUUCAGUGGUGAUUAAUCAGGCAGAUUAUGACCUUUUUUAACCAAAACAUCUCCACUGCACUGUGGGAUAAAUACAAGUUUAUCUCAUCUCAUUGUGAAGCUUGUGAUUUAUGUUUUGUAGUUUCAUACUGUAUGUUGGGGUACUCGUGUGAAACAUACGAGGAGUUCACAUCUUGUCACUUUCAGGCCACAAUGAAAGUUAUUUCAGCUUGUCAAAGAGCAUCUUGAGAAAAUUUGAGUCUGGCUUUGCAUGUUUCUCUGUUACUAUAAGAGUCCUUUUGCGUCUUAGAGCCCGAUGUUGUUCAGAUUGUGACAGCUGAUGAGAUAUUGUCUUUCACCGUGGAGUCCAGCCUGAAUCUCUUUCGGUGUUUUCCUCGGCACCUUGUCUCCCUUCCAGCAACAUCCUGAGAGGUUGAUUACAGCACCAUAGACUAUCCCUCUUAAUAUUUCCACCUGCGGUCCUGUAGUCACAGAAACAUAAAUCCACCUGAAUUUGGUAGUGUAGCCUUUACCUUUAACUUUAGCUUAUGUAUAAUAUUAUUUCUGUCUUUCACAGACAGCUUUCAUUUGCUUAUUCUGGUCCACGUUCAGGGUGGUGCACAUAAUAAUCUAAAAUACACAACGUUUCUCUCCUUAAAUGACACAUGUGAUACUAAUUUACGCUAAUAGUUAUUUUGCAAUAUGACUGUAAAUUUGAGCAACUAUUUCUGAUUAUUUUAGGAAAUAAGAACAUCCUUAACAUCUCCAGCACCCAUAAAAAAUUAAUGGAUAAAUCAGACUGAAGAAGAUUUUUUUUUUCUCAUUUAUAGAUUUUGCCUGAAAUCAGAAAUCUAGUUUUGAAAGUCAUUUUUUUUACCUAAACAGGGACUUUGAGUAGGAAGGCAGACAUUUUAGGGAGAUCAGUGCAAUCUGUGUGUUGAAAACGACGCCUAGCAAUCUUGAAAAGUACACUAUUGGUUUAUACCGACUACUUUAUAAACUGGGCCAAGAGGGUCAUUUUGAAAUUCAUAAACGUCUUUUUUUAUUAAAUGUAAUACGUCGAUCUCAGGGGGGCUUCGCUUGCCAUAAGUUGCUAAAGCAGGAAGGAAGCACAACAGGUCUUCUGCUCUUUUGGAAGACCUUUUAAAUCACUUCAGUGUCAUUUCUAAUUUGCAUUUCAUCCUAAAUUUGAUGUUAAAAAAUCUUUUCAACGCUCAUUAUUUUUCUGUUCACGCACUGUUUUUCACUGCAAAAUGUUCAGAGUAUGGCAUUUGUUUGCAUUUGCAGGCAGUGUGCGGUGUGUUGAACCAACUACAUUCCUCUCAGUGUAAGAUGGGGAUGGAUCUCAAAACAAAAUGCUGUAUAUUUGGAUACUUAAAUUAAAAAAAGAAAAGAAAUCACUUAAAUUUCUUUUUUUUUGUAAAUGUUAAAGUAGAAAUUUUUGAAAUAAGAGCAUUUGAGCACACAAGCUUCACAAAUGUCGUUUUGUAUCCUGAUUAAUACGUUUUUUUCUGUUUGACAGGAUACUUACAGUAUAACCGCAUCGACUAACAGAUAGCGCCAUUCAUGAAAAUGUUUUUAAAUGCUGUAGUUGUGCCUUUUAAAAUGAUCAGUGUAACUAUUGUUUUUGUUCAUUUUAUAGCUUUGUUUGUGUGAGAAAAAAGAAGCGUCAUAUGCCAAACAGAAGUAGAGAAUAAGAGUGGAGUGUCUGUUAUUCAUGGAAAGCUGAAGUGUUUGCUUUCAAAUGCCUUUUAAUGUAAUCUUAUAAAUGCUGCAGAGUUAUGUUUAAACUGUGAUGAGCCAAUUCUUUGUUUCCUCGUUUUGCUGUAACAUACAUCGCAAGGAUGUUUCAGAUAUUUCACCCCAGCACAUUACACACACUGCAGUAAUCGCAAUUUAUGCACAGAUGACAGAAGAGAAAUUCAUUCCUUCUUCCUUUGAUUUUUGUUUUUUUUAUUCUCAUUUUAUGCAUAGUUUUAUCCAGUUACACUAAGAAAAAUCAGGGCAAAGGCUUAUCAAUCCAGGCUGAAUGAUGUAGUAGUUUUAAAUUCAUCAUAUGGAUUUUGCUGCAAAAGACAGUAUUAUACAAUAUUGUAGUGUUUAAAAAAGGAUAAAUUAUUUUGUAACACUGGUAAAAAACCAAAAUGCAAAAGAAAGCACCACACAGUUUUGAAACUGGUCUACUAUUUCUUUGCAAUAUUUUGAUUUCAUAUUGUCCUUUCUAAAAUGAUUGUCACUGAUAUAACCACAUUUUCUUCUGAUUUUCAGUUGUUUAUGUAAACUGUUGAUAAUGUUUUUACUCUGGACACAAAAAUAAAAAGUAGUUUCAUUA
Cololabis saira (Pacific saury) is the source of this 6089-nucleotide messenger RNA. Its product is annotated as lysosome membrane protein 2-like. Gene Ontology annotation, molecular function: scavenger receptor activity. Gene Ontology annotation, biological process: receptor-mediated endocytosis; protein targeting to lysosome. The transcript has 13 exons. NCBI's taxonomy places the organism in Eukaryota, Metazoa, Chordata, Actinopteri, Beloniformes, Belonidae. The coding region runs from base 360 to 1919 and encodes 519 amino acids. Gene Ontology annotation, cellular component: cytoplasm; lysosome; membrane. The record is from RefSeq and is a predicted model, not a curated record.